AUGUUUGGCAGGUCUGUUGGUUUGCAUUUAACUCUUGAUGAUUUUCAAAAGGUUAGCGAUGAGGUUCCAUUCCUUGCAGAUCUUAAGCCUAGCGGCAAAUAUGUCAUGGAGGAUGUACACAAGAUUGGAGGAACACCUGCAAUCAUACGUCACCUGUUGGAACUGGGGUUCUUAGCUGGGGAUUGUAUGACAGUCACAGGGAAGACGCUGGCUGAGAAUGCGAACCUGUUCCCUACUUUGGCUGAAGGUCAGCAAAUAAUAAGACCAUCGACAAAUCCCAUUAAGGAAACAGGCCACUUACAAAUAUUAUAUGGAAAUCUUGCACCAGAGGGUUCUGUGGCAAAGAUUACAGGGAAAGAAGGGCUAUACUUCUCUGGUCCUGCUCUUGUCUUUGAAGGAGAGGAAUCUAUGAUCAUGGCUAUCUCAGAAAACCCUAUGAGUUUUAAGAUGGGAAUUGCUGAUGAUCAAGAUGAUAAUUCAAGAGGACAUGAGUACUAA
Messenger RNA from Ilex paraguariensis (yerba mate), 498 nucleotides. The record is from the annotation of a GenBank genome assembly. Lineage: Eukaryota; Viridiplantae; Streptophyta; Magnoliopsida; Aquifoliales; Aquifoliaceae.